Lampris incognitus (smalleye Pacific opah) is the source of this 840-nucleotide messenger RNA. RefSeq names its product histone H2B 1/2. The transcript has a single exon. Gene Ontology annotation, molecular function: DNA binding; protein heterodimerization activity; structural constituent of chromatin. Gene Ontology annotation, cellular component: nucleosome. Lineage: Eukaryota; Metazoa; Chordata; Actinopteri; Lampriformes; Lampridae. The coding region runs from base 14 to 388 and encodes 124 amino acids. The record is from RefSeq and is a predicted model, not a curated record.
CGAUUUAGUUGAUAUGCCCGAUCCAGCCAAGGCCGCGCCCAAGAAGGGCUCUAAGAAAGCCGUGACGAAGACCGCGGGAAAAGGUGGCAAGAAACGGCGAAAGACUAGGAAGGAGAGCUAUGCUAUCUACGUCUACAAGGUCCUGAAGCAGGUCCAUCCCGACACUGGUAUUUCAUCUAAGGCGAUGGGCAUCAUGAAUUCUUUUGUGAACGACAUCUUUGAGCGUAUCGCUGGCGAGGCUUCUCGUCUGGCUCAUUACAACAAACGCUCCACCAUCACCUCCAGGGAGAUCCAGACCGCCGUCCGCCUGCUGCUCCCCGGUGAGCUGGCCAAGCACGCCGUGUCUGAGGGCACCAAGGCCGUCACCAAGUACACCAGCUCCAAGUAGACCGUGCUCUGCGUCCAAACAAACUCAAAGGCCCUUUUAAGGGCCACCCACAAGAUAAGAAAGUGGUUUUCUGCAUCUCUAUAUUGUCGCUGUAUUUAAGUCAUUGUGAAUCUGGGUGUGAGAACACUGCCUCGUCAACCUUAAAUCACUUUCCAACGUUGGCUUUUUCUUUGGUGCCACUGAAACCCAGGUGCUGCUGAUCAACUCCAAGACAGUAUAAAAGCAAUGGCUUUGAAGUUAAUUGGCUGUAGAACGUCAAAGUAUGUGCGCGAGAUGUUCGUUCAUUUGUUAGUACAAGCUCAGUUGAGUAUUUAGUAAAGAUGAAUUAUGAGUUGAAUUUUGGUCAGUCAAUUUGUUCGUUUGCUUUGCUCAUUGUCAUUUUACAUGUAGUUAUAACCUAUAAAUAAACCAUUUUAUUAUCUGGGAACGGUGUUGAGUCUGCCUUCUGAUUU